UACAGCUUCUGUCCUCUCACGGUGCUGCGGGAACUACAUCAAAAAACAAGGGCUAUAUUAUUCAUACAACAACAUCAAUUACAGGCAAUGGAGCUCUUCGAGAAAGCGCUCUCUCUGAACCUGUGCGUUUUUUCCUGGCUCGUCUGGACUUCAGCAAGUGCGUUUAACCUGGACACGCAAAACGUCCUGAGGAAGAGCGGUCAGCCCGGCAGCCUUUUCGGGUUCUCCAUCGCCCUGCACCGCCAGCUCCAGCCUCACGACAAAACAAUAUUGUUGAUUGGCGCUCCCAAAGCCAGGGCUUUAUCCAAUCAGGGAGCAAACGUCACGGGUGGGCUGUACAGCUGUGACAUCACCACCCAUCCUAACGACUGUAGCCGAGUGGACUUCGACAACGAUGUUGAUGUUCGAGUGGAGAAUAAGGAGAACCAAUGGAUGGGUGUAACUGUUCAGAGUCAAGGACCCGGAGGCAAGAUUGUGACAUGCGCCCAUCGCUACCAGCGUCUGCUGUUUCCAAACACCCCUCAAGAGGCGCGCGACAUCACAGGACGCUGCUAUAUGCUCAGUCAGGACCUGAGCAUUGACAGCCAGUCUGAUGAGGAUGGUGGGAACUGGAAGUUUUGUGAUGGCCGCACCAGGGGUCACGAGCGUUUCGGGGCCUGUCAGCAGGGCUUGGCGGCCACCUUCACCAAAGACUACCAUUAUGUUAUCUUCGGAGCACCAGGGGCGUACAACUGGAAAGGUAUAGUGCGUGUGGAGCAGAAGAACAACACUCUGCUGGAAAUGGGAUUGUUUGAUGACGGCCCUUAUGAGGUCGGGGAUGAAAACCGCCUGGAUCCAAAUCUAGUGCCAGUACCGGCCAACAGCUACUUAGGAUUUUCCCUGGAUUCCGGCCACAGCAUCACAGAGAAAGGCAAACUCAUUAUAGUGUCAGGAGCGCCGAGAGCCAAUCACAGCGGUGCAGUGGUGUUUCUGCGCAAGGAAGGCGAGCUGUCCACCAUGCUCACACCUGAGCACAUUCUGGAAGGACCAGGACUGGCGUCUUCAUUUGGAUAUGAUGUAGCUGUGGUGGACCUCAAUGGAGAUGGUUGGCAGGACGUUGUGGUCGGUGCGCCUCAGUUCUUCCAGAGGGACGAGGAAGUUGGUGGAGCUGUGUAUGUUUAUAUCAACAAGGCCGGACGGUGGCGGGACGUCACUCCUGUUCGCCUCAAUGGAACCAAAGACUCCAUGUUCGGACUGGCUGUGGAGAACAUUGGAGACGUCAAUCUGGAUUCAUUUGAAGAUAUUGCAGUAGGCGCUCCAUAUGCAGACUCAGGGUUUGGCAGCGUGUACAUCUACCACGGAUCUGCUGACGGCAUCAGUACCAAACCGGCUCAGAUACUGGAAGGCAAACAACACAACACUAAGAUGUUUGGCUAUUCACUUGCUGGAAAUAUGGACCUGGAUCACAACUCGUACCCUGAUCUGGCCGUGGGGUCACUUUCUGACACAGUUUUUAUAUACAGGUCCAAAAAUGUCAUCAGCAUCAAGAAAGACAUCAAGGUGACACCGAAGGAAAUUGACUUGACAAAGAAAACUUGCGGCAACAGUAUUUGCUUGACAGUGGAAGCGUGUUUCUCCUAUAGAGCAAACCCCUCAACCUACAACCCCAAAAUCACUAUUUCCUGCACAUUUGAGGCCGAAUGGUACCGCAGGAAGCUGGGCCUGCCGUCUAGAGUUGCGUUUCUGGACAAAACCGAGAUGGAUCAGGACUUCCAGUCGACCGGCACUCUGGAGCUGCGAGGACAGAACAAGAAAGCUUGUUUUAAAACCAAACUCAGAUUACAAGACGGCAUCAGGGACAAACUCAGAGCGAUUCCCAUCGAGGUGUCUGUGGCCAUUCAGAGCGCUAAGAGAGGCAAACGCCAGAGCUCUCUGCCACAGCUAGUGCCAAUACUGGACUCCACAGUGCCCAACAAGACUCUCACUGAGGUGAACUUCCUGAAGGAAGGCUGUGGGACGGACAACAUCUGUCAGAGCAACUUAAAUCUGCAGUACAGGUUCUGCUACAGGGAGUCCAAGCAGGACGUCUUUCCUCCUCUGCCUCUGGAGAACGGUGUGCCAGUGAUUUCUCUGAGCGAUCAGAAGGACAUUGCUCUGGAGGUCACGGUGAGGAACAGGAAUGGAGAUGACGCUCACGAAGCCAAACUCGUCGGCCAUUUUGAUGAUUCUCUCUCGUACUCUGGAUUCAGAUCUCUAAGAACUAACGACAAACAUGUGAUCUGUGCAGCCAAUCAGAAUGGUUCCCUGGCAGACUGUGAGCUAGGAAACCCUUUCAAACGGGAUUCAGAGGUAACAUUCUACAUCAUACUGAGCACAGGCAAGAUCUCACUCGAGACCAAAGAGGUUGAGAUCGAUCUUCAGCUGGAAACAACGAGUUCGCAGGAGGGUCUGAGCAAAGUGAAGGCCAAAGCCAAAGUGGUGAUUGAACUUCUUCUGUCUGUACAAGGGGUUGCCAAGCCCUCUCAGGUCUAUUUUGGAGGUGAAGUGAAAGGCAUGAGCGCUAUGAAGAAGGAGGAGGAAGUCGGCAGCUUGAUUGAAUAUGAAUUCAGAGUGAUUAAUUUAGGAAAGCCUCUGAAGUCUUUUGGAACCGCUUCGCUGAACAUCCAGUGGCCCAAAGAAAGCUCUGUGGGGAAAUGGCUGCUGUAUCUGAUGAAGAUCAACACCAGAGACCUGCAGUUAGUGACGUGUUCACCUGAGAGAGAGAUUAACCCUCUUAAACUCAGAGAGGAUUCGUCAAUCAGGAAAAAGAGGGAGCUGGAGGAGAGAAGACCUUCUGAGGGGAAUAAAAUAUCCCUCUUCACCGACAAACGCAAGCAUAAGAUCCUGUCUUGCAGUGGGGACGCCAGAUGUGUGGAGAUUAAGUGCCCUCUACAGGGCCUGGACAGUACUGCGGUCAUCGUCCUGAAAUCCCGCCUGUGGAACUCCACUUUCCUUGAGGAUUUUGCAUCCUACAAUUACCUUGAUAUAAUAGUGAAAGCCUCCAUAAGUCUGGAUGUUUCAGCCAAGAAUAUCGUCCUGAAAAAUCCUGAAACUCAGGUGAGGGUGACGGUGUUCCCGGAGACGACGGCGACUCCGUUUGGAGGGGUGCCGUGGUGGAUCAUUCUAGUGGCUGUGUUAGCUGGAAUCCUGAUGCUGGCUCUCUUAGUUCUGCUACUCUGGAAGUGUGGGUUUUUCAAACGCUCCAAAUACGAGGACAGUGUUCCCAAAUAUCACGCGGUGAGGAUUCGUAAGGAGACGCGCCUCUUGAAGGACGGGAAGGUCAUGUUGGACCCCUUUGAGAAGAAGCAGUGGAUGACCACGUGGGAUGAGAACGAGAGCUACUCAUGAGACUGUCCAACGCUAUCUCGCGCCAAUUCGUAACUUUGAUUUAGUGGCUAAUUCUUAUUAAUUCGUACGAAAAAUGUCAUUCAUACAUUUUAGUAUGAUUUACUCAGUGAUGGUUGGGUUUAGGGGCGGGGUUUGGUGCCACGCCUCCUUUUAAAAAUCGUACAUUGAUGUACGACUGAACUCAUGAUAUCAUAUGAAUUAGCCACUAAACUAACAAAACGUAAAAUAUUUACGUUUCCUCGUGAGAUCAGGCUGGACUGUCUGCAUCUGCAGCGGACAGUUUGGACAUCUGUAGUUUUAAACGUUUCAGAGGAUUCAACCUGAUGUUAAACAAGUCAAAUGUGGGACUCAAGAUGCCUUUACACCUCCAUGUGUUUCUAGAUGGGUAAGGACUGACUGGUAACCUCUGGAUAUUUUUGGACAUUACGUUUCGCACCCCUUUAAAAGCGUUUGUAUAUUUUUAGAGGACGCAUGAGAUUUGCCAGGACUAUUUUGUCUUGAUUGUAAAUAUUUUACUGUGCAGUUUAUUUAUUUGUAUUUUUUGUUUCAAAUGUAAUUUUGUACGAAGACGUCUACUGUGCAUGAACUGCCCAAAGAUUAUUUUUCAUGUCUUUUUUUUAGUAGCCGUAAAAUCAGAUUUCAUGUUUUGAGGUCAGCUGAAACUCUGGAAGAAAAGAAGAAAAUAAACAAG
Molecule: messenger RNA, 4057 nt
Organism: Danio aesculapii
Lineage: Eukaryota; Metazoa; Chordata; Actinopteri; Cypriniformes; Danionidae
Gene: itga6a
Product: integrin, alpha 6a
Exons: 25
Coding region: 88-3366 (1092 amino acids)
Biological process (GO): leukocyte migration; integrin-mediated signaling pathway; cell-cell adhesion
Cellular component (GO): external side of plasma membrane; integrin complex
Molecular function (GO): integrin binding
Source: RefSeq, a predicted model, not a curated record